Danio aesculapii is the source of this 6444-nucleotide messenger RNA. It is a transcript of the gene acsl6, whose product is annotated as acyl-CoA synthetase long chain family member 6. The transcript is spliced from 21 exons. The record is from RefSeq and is a predicted model, not a curated record. Gene Ontology annotation, cellular component: membrane; endoplasmic reticulum. Gene Ontology annotation, biological process: long-chain fatty-acyl-CoA biosynthetic process; very long-chain fatty acid metabolic process; long-chain fatty acid metabolic process. The coding region runs from base 247 to 2415 and encodes 722 amino acids. Gene Ontology annotation, molecular function: arachidonate-CoA ligase activity. Lineage: Eukaryota; Metazoa; Chordata; Actinopteri; Cypriniformes; Danionidae.
AUCCUCAUCCUCAUCUUCAUCAUCAUCAUCAGUGAGGGAGGGAGGAGACUGAGGUGAUCGGUCAGACCUGCGCUCUCCCUCCCCUCUCUCUCUCUCUCUCUCCCCCCUCCUCUCUCUCUCUCUCUCCCCGGUAGCGGCAGCGGCGGCGGCGGCAGCAGCAUCUCCCGGUAAUCUCUCUCUCUCUCCGGGCUCCAUGCAGGCAGCAGUGUGUCGGAAACACACGACAGGCUUCCCGAUGACCGAGACAUGCUCGCCUUCGCCUUAGUCGCUGGCUCAGUCUGGGUUGUUUUAGAGCUGAGCUCCACUCUUAUGGAGAAGAUGCAGUCUCGGGAUCUGCUGCUGGGUCUUCAUCUGCCUGAGCUGGAUGAUCUGGGUCAGUUUCUGCGCUCUCUGCCCACCUCCGCUCUGCUGGGUCUGGGGGCGCUGACCGCUGUUCUGGCCUACUGGAUCACCAAACGCCCGCGGGCCAUCGUCCCGCCCUGCGACCUCCGGCACCAGUCUCUGGAAGUGCAGAUGGAGGACGGCGCUCGGCGCUCCAUGAUGGGCGAUCGCACCAAACUGCUGGCGUAUUAUCAUGAGGACGCCAAAACCAUGUAUGAGGUGUUCCAGCGCGGCCUGCACAUCACCGGUGAUGGACCGUUUCUAGGCUCCAGACUGCCCAACCAGCCCUACACCUGGCUGUCCUACAGAGAGGUUUCCACCAGGGCUGAGUACGUGGGCUCUGGUCUGUUGUCUCAGGGUUGUCAGCCCAACACAGAUCAGCUGAUCGGAGUGUUUGCACAGAACCGGCCGGAGUGGAUCAUCUCUGAGCUGGCCUGCUACACUUACUCUAUGGUGGUGGUGCCGCUGUACGACACUCUGGGGGCCGACGCCAUACGCUUCAUCAUCAACACCGCCGAGAUCUCCACCGUGAUCUGUGAUAAAGCAGAGAAAGCGGUCGUCCUGCUGGAGAACGUGCAGCGAGGAGAAACGCCCGGCCUGAAGAUGAUCAUCCUGAUGGACACGUUUGACUCUCAGCUCCUGGAGGAAGGACAGAAGUGUGGAGUCCACAUCCAGGCCCUCAGAGACGUCGAGGCUCUGGGAAGAGAAAACCACAGGACACCAGUGCCACCCAGUCCUGAUGAUCUGUCUAUCGUCUGCUUCACCAGCGGAACCACAGGAGACCCGAAGGGUGUAAUGCUGACCCACGGUAAUGUGGUGGCUGAUUUCGGUGGUUUCCUGAAAGUGACAGAUAAAGUCAUCUUUCCGAAUCAAGACGAUGUUCUCAUCUCCUUCCUGCCGCUGGCACACAUGUUCGAGAGGCUGAUCGAGGCGGUGGUGAUCUGCCAUGGCGGAAGGAUCGGCUUUUUCCAGGGUGAUAUUCGUCUUCUCCCUGAUGAUAUGAAGGCUCUGAGGCCCACCAUAUUCCCCGUGGUUCCUCGUCUCCUGAACCGCAUGUAUGACAAGAUCUUCAGUCAGGCCAAUAACUCUGUGAAGCGCUGGCUGCUGAACUUUGCGGCCAAGAGGAAAGGAGCGGAGGUGAGCCGCGGCGUGACCCGCAGCGACAGCAUCUGGGAUAAGAUCUUCUUCCACAAGAUACAGGCCAGUCUAGGUGGUCGGCUGCGUAUGAUCAUCACUGGAGCGGCUCCGGCGUCUCCGUCCGUCCUGGACUUCCUGCGAGCAGCACUGGGCUGCCAGGUAUACGAGGCGUACGGUCAGACCGAAUGCACCGCCGGAUGCACCUUCACCACACCUGGAGACUGGACCUCAGGUCAUGUCGGAGCUCCUCUGCCGUGUAAUCUCAUUAAACUGGUGGAUGUGGCUGAGAAGAACUACUUCGCUGCUAAAGGAGAGGGAGAGAUCUGUGUGAAAGGGCCGAAUGUGUUCAAGGGUUACCUGAAGGACCCGGUGCGGACCGCCGAGACGCUGGAUGCUGAUGGAUGGCUUCACACUGGAGACAUUGGGAAAUGGCUGGCGAACGGCACACUGAAGAUCAUCGACCGCAAGAAGCACAUCUUUAAGUUAGCUCAGGGUGAAUACAUUUCCCCAGAGAAGAUCGAGAGCAUCUACAUCCGCAGUGAACCCGUGUCUCAGCUCUACGUCCACGGGGACAGCCUGCAGUCGUGUCUGGUGGGAAUCAUCGUCCCGGAUCCGGAGGUUUUUCCCUCGUGGGCUCAGAAGAAAGGUUUUGACGGAGGUUUCCACGAGCUGUGUGAGAAUAAAGAGCUGAAGAAAGCUAUCCUGGAGGACAUGGUGCGGCUGGGGAAAGCCAGCGGCCUCCAUUCAUUUGAACAGGUCAAAGACAUCUACAUCCACAAGGAGAUGUUCUCCAUAGAAAACGGAUUGCUGACCCCGACUUUAAAAGCCAAGAGACCCGAGCUGAAGGAGUAUUUCAAGGAGGAGAUCCAGCACCUGUACAGCAGCAUCUCCAUGUAACCAAAGAGCGGGACGUUCUGGCCAUUCCUCCAUCAUCAUCAUCAUUUCUCCUCCCUCAUGGAAAGCAGCUGGCAGUGGAAGCGGCUCUGAGCGAAUGAGCCGUGGGUCCAGACCGAGCAUGAGCUUACAGAAGCAGUGAUCUUCCUCUGGCCGUGAAUGUCAACAGUCGGUGUGCCUUUAGAAAACCAGACCCGAUCACAGCAGAAUCUCCAUCUCCAGCUAGCGUGCAUGUUUCAUUCCUCCUACAGGCAGAGGAUCCGGCGGUGGUGUUUCGUUUAUGGCUCAAAAAGGAAACCCAGCAGAUGUUGAGCUGAAGGCCAUGCAUGCAGGGUGCCGGCGCUCCAGCGUGGACGUCCCCGUCAUUCAACUCAACACUACACUCUUCAUCAGAUCUGUGCGCCGACUCCUCAGAAUCAAUCAUGACUCAAUCUGUCAGCUUUCAUCUAAUAAUCCAGGUCUAGCACAUCUUCUCAGCUUAAAAUAACAUGUAAAAUGUCUAUCAGAGUGGAUUACCUCGAUUAAUGAUGUAAAAACAGGGGUAGCUCAGUCUUUCAGCUUCUCGUGUAUCCCCAGCAGGCACACAAUGUCAUAAGACGUUGAUUUUAGGUUAGAUUUAGGUUGUGACAUCAGGUGACCAAAAUUCAAUAUCUAGCCAGCGUCUAAUGGCAAUGUUAUUGUUCAAUAAUGACGUCAAGUGACGUUGAUAUUUGGUUGACUUAAGGUUGUGUUGGAAACAUCUAAAACAAAUGUUAUAUUGAUGUCAAAUACUGACAUUCAUUCAAAAUCCAACGUCUGAUAGACGUCAUAGUGGUAACGUCCACACAACGUCAAGCUGUAACAUCAUUAGACGUUGAUAUUUGGUUGAUUUUUAGGUUGGAUGUUGGACAUUGAUAUUGGCCUGAUGUUGGGUUCUGAUGUCAACCCGAUUAUCAUUUCCAAACAAAAUGCAACGUCCCACGAUGCUGGGGUACAACAUGUUGAUGUUCUGUGCCUGCUGGGUCAGAUUGAACUCCUUACACACUGCCUCUGUUUUACAUCUUUAUUUAAGGUGGUAUCCCAAAAUAAAGAUGUAAAAACAGGCUAGCACUUAUUGUCAGCUUCAAAUGUCUCCCAGCUUAAAUAAGGGUAUAAAACAGAUUGUUUUCUAGAUUUACAGGAAAACUCACUUCAUUUUGACUUGUUAUUUCCAAAAACAAAACAGUUUUACUUGCUUGAAAAAAAAGCUUCUUUGUUUGAAUAUGUUUAGAUAUUAGUCCAUCAGAUGGAGAUUCAGUGCCAGAAUCUGGAUUGGGUUGUAAUUUCUUGAUUGUAAUUUGGUUCACAGCAAUAGCCGACACAGAACACCACACAAAUAAAUAUAAAAGGUCCUACAAAAAUCAAUUAGAAUAAAAUAAAAUGAUCAUUUUUAAGUAAACAAAUCAACUACCUAUCAAAACAUGUGCAAACAGCAGGAGAAUCCAAUGUACAGAAGCAAAAUACAACCUAAAUCAAGAAGUAUCGUCCAGACAAGCAAACCAUAAUGUUUUAUUUUCAGAACACAGCACAUCUUGUCAGCUUCAAACAUCCAUCAGAGAGAACUACCACCUUAAAUAAGGGUGUAAAAACAGUUCAAACAUCCAUCAGAGUGAACUACCACCUUAAAUAAGGGUGUAAAAACAGUUCAAACAUGCAUCAGAGUGAACUACCACCUUAAAUAAGGGUGUAAAAACAGUUCAAACAUCCAUCAGAGUGAACUACCACCUUAAAUAAGGGUGUAAAAACAGUUCAAACAUCCAUCAGAGUGAGCUACCACCUUAAAUAAGGGUGUAAAAACAGUUCAAACAUCCAUCAGAGUGAACUACCACCUUAAAGUUUUUAAUUGAAUAAGUUUUAUAUUUAAUUCAUUUGUUGUUCAUUAGAGCAGUAGUUAAUUGCAGUUGACAUCUGAAGCUAACACAAAGUGCUGCCCCUGUUUUUACCCCCAUAUUAAAGCUGCUUGUUCAUUCUGAUAGACGUUUGAAGAUGCGCUAGUGCUGAUUUAUUAGCUGAAACAUGACAGAUUGAGCUAUUUUGAAGAGUUGAUCAGCACAGAUCGUCUGAACACCAGUGCGACCGCGGUGUGACUCUCUCUGCCAGACCACUCGCUUUUCAGUUCGUUCACCCCGAAGCAUUUCAGUAGUAGUGUACAUUUUUGAAGAAAACUAGAUGUGAGAAUAUUUAAGCAAUGAUUUGACGUGUAGAGAAACCAAUAAGAUUUGAAUCUGCUCUUGAAUGAUAUCAGAACUUUCUCUUUGUGUUUAAAGGACAGAGCUGUUGAUUUAUUUAUGAUCACACUUCAGCACAUUCUCACUCCCGACUCCUCGUUUAGUGAUGCUCUGGACAUCCUGUUGGCGUCACUUUUACAUUCUGCAUCUGAUUAUACGGUGUACUGCGUGUAUUUGUCAAGUACGAAUCAUUUGAUAAAGAUGCAUACUUUCAGAGAGUGUUGUCAAAAAUGUAUCGAUAAAUAUCUAUACUCAACUAUUUAAAGUGAUACAGUCUUGCUUUUGGUUUGUUUCAAUACCAAAAUCAGAAGGGAGAUGAAUAAUUGAUAAUACUAUUACGAUUUUAACACUUUAACACUUUUUUAUCCCCUAAUUUAUUGUUUCGGCCUGUUAACACACCUGGUGUUGGACGCAUUAAACGGUUUAGUUUUUUCUUCAUUUGCAUACUUUUAAUGUGGCGGAAUUUGCUCUCCAUGGUAUCAAAAACAGUAUUGAAUAUUGAUAUUUUCAAGGUAUCGUAUCGUAUCGAGUUCCAGUAUCCUGACAACACUACUGUCAGCCAUGUUUUGGAGCAUUUUCCACACCCGUAAUCCUAAACCUGCCCACUUCUCAACAACAUAAAGAAGCAGCAGGCAAAUAAAAGUGGAAUCAUGUCUAUUUAUUACAAAACCUGACAUAUGAAAGCAAUAUAAACAAGUCCUGUUGCAUUGUGAGUCUUAUACCAUGGGUUUAUGGGACAAAUUGAGUCAUUUCUGAUGUUUUGACACUUUAGCCAGAGGUUGUGUCAGUUCCUCACAGAAAUAACUCGCACUGACAUGGAGGACUUGAAUAGUCCUAUCUUCUUAAUAAACUGCGCCUGUAGUUGCAUCUGUUCGCUUUAACCUGUUUAAUAUUGACGAAUGGAUGUAUGGAUGGGUUAGGAGCUGGGUUACUUGCUCGUAAAUCUGUUCAUGGUGUAAAGUAGUUUUGACUGUUUACUUUGGAAAAACGCACACCCCAAUAACAGCCAAAUUAUUACCCAGUAUAUCAUUUAAUCUCAAGGUUAAAAUUGCAGACGCCCUUCGGACUAGCAUAUCAACACCAAAGGUUUUAAAGCAAGGAUAACCCUAUGCUUUACGAAGGGGUUCACUGAGCGUCAGUAUAUAUAAUGACAUCAUUAUAAUGCUAUAAUUCUAUAUAUAUAUAUUAUUGUAGAGCAGUCGGGAGUGAGAAUGUGUCACUCAGUUGUUUUAGUUUUCUUUUUAUGGCAUUAAAACACGACGCAUUUCACUCGCCGCCUUUCGUAGGCCUCCUCAGUCGGCCUGUGUUGUGUUUCUGCUAGAAUGUUUCUGUAGCUAAUUUAAGGAUCAGGGUUAUUUUGGUGUUCAUUGAUUUAUUCCUCUCAGAGGUUAUUCUCCUUACGGAUGCCCCAGCUUUCUGCUCACUGUUUUAUUUACAGAUCAACACAAUUGAUUCCUCCUAAGUUCAGGCUCGGGGUUCAGUGGUGAGAAUCAUCAGAGCGUCUGUUUAAUACGCAUCGUCAAGUGUUCCAGUCUUUCCGUCAAACAGCACGUAGACAUUCGCCAGUAUGAGCGGUGAGCCUUACACAUUUUAUGUUACAAUUUGGAGAAGAAAAGGUUUGUUUCCCCUUGAUUUUGACCAUCGGUUUGUGUUUUGGUAAUUAUAACAGUUCACCUGCAUCUUUUCCUGAUAAUAAAGUCUUUUCUGCGCAUGUACAUCUCUGCAUAUUCACUAAAAUAGUGAUGAGUGAGCAAAAGAUGUAAAAAUAAAGAAGAAUUCUUUGUAA